Ilex paraguariensis (yerba mate) is the source of this 324-nucleotide messenger RNA. The record is from the annotation of a GenBank genome assembly. Lineage: Eukaryota; Viridiplantae; Streptophyta; Magnoliopsida; Aquifoliales; Aquifoliaceae.
AUGGCCGACUCUGACGUUAGUAAGCUAGAGGCUAAUCAGCCUGAGAUUGUUCGUCCAAUGGGAAACUUCCUCCCAUGCAUGUGGAGUGAUCAGUUCUGUUCAUUUUCUUUGGAUAAGCAGUAUGCUAACGAAAUUGAAGUGCUGAAAGAAAAGGUGAGGAGCAUGCUAGUAGCUGCUGGAGGCAAAUCAGCGGAGAGAAGGCAUUUGAUUAACACACUCGAACGCCUUGGUGUUUCCUAUCACUUUGAGAAAGAGAUUGAAGACCAAUUGGAGAACAUGUUUUCUGCCUAUGACCAUGAAAAUAAUGAAGGCUAUGAUUUGUGA